AUGGUGGGUGGCAGGAUCUCCCGGCUCUCCGUCCGCGACGUGCGCUUCCCCACGUCACUCGGGGGCCACGGCUCGGACGCCAUGGUAAGCGCUGACUCCAGGGUUCCAUCAGAUUGGAGCUUUUCUUGCCUAUCUCCCGUUGUGCUUUCUACUCUUAGUGAUGUCAUGGUCAGGUUUCAGAUUGCUCAUGUGUGUGUCGUGUGGGUGGGGACAUUUUCCCUGCAGCACACGGACCCUGACUACUCAGUUGCCUAUGUCGUCUUAGAGACUGAUGCGGAAGAUGGACUCAGGGGGCAUGGAAUUACUUUCACUCUGGGAAAAGGCACUGAAGUUGUUGUCUGUGCGGUGAAUGCUCUGGCCCACCAUGUGCUUAACAAGGACCUGGAGGACAUAGUUGGUGACUUCAGAGGUUUCUACAGACAGCUCACGAGUGAUGGGCAACUCAGAUGGAUCGGUCCUGAGAAAGGUGUUGUGCAUCUGGCUACGGCGGCCAUUCUCAAUGCUGUGUGGGACCUGUGGGCCAAGCAGGAGGGAAAGCCUCUGUGGAAGUUACUUGUUGACAUGGAUGCCAGGACGCUGCUGUCCUGCAUCGACUUCAGGUACAUCACCGACGUCCUGACUGAGGAGGAAGCCUAUGAAAUACUGCAGAGAGGUCAAGUUGGCAAAAAAGAGAGAGAAGAGCAAAUGCUAACGCAUGGCUACCCUGCCUACACCACGUCGUGCGCCUGGCUGGGGUACUCGGACGACACGCUGAAGCAGCUCUGCACCGAGGCGCUGGAGGGCGGCUGGACCAGGUUUAAGGUGAAAGUUGGUGCUGAUCUCCAGGAUGACAUCCGUAGAUGCCAACUCAUCAGAAACAUGAUUGGACCUGAGAAGACUUUGAUGAUGGAUGCCAACCAGCGCUGGGAUGUGCCCGAGGCAGUGGAGUGGAUGGCAAAGCUGGCCGAGUUCAAGCCGCUGUGGAUUGAGGAGCCCACCUCCCCUGAUGACAUUCUGGGCCACGCCACCAUCUCCAAGGCGUUGAUCCCAUUAGGCAUUGGCGUUGCCACGGGAGAACAGUGCCACAAUAGAGUGAUGUUUAAGCAGCUCCUCCAGGCCAAAGCCCUGCAGUUUCUCCAGAUUGACAGCUGCAGGCUGGGAAGCGUCAAUGAGAACCUCUCCGUGUUGCUGAUGGCCAAAAAGUUUGAAAUUCCUGUUUGCCCCCAUGCUGGUGGAGUUGGCCUCUGUGAACUGGUACAGCAUCUGAUUCUAUUUGACUUCAUAUCAGUCUCUGCAAGCCUUACAAACAGGAUGUGCGAAUAUGUCGACCACCUGCAUGAACAUUUCACGUAUCCUGUGACAAUCAAGAAUGCUUCCUACAUGCCUCCUAAGGAAGCUGGCUAUUCCACAGAAAUGAAGGAGGAAUCUGUAAAGAAACACCAAUAUCCAGAUGGUGAAAUCUGGAAGAAACUCCUCACUGCUCAAGGGAAUUAAGGGUUCGGCCCUCACACCCACUUAUUUUUUAAGUGAAAAGGCUUAAAAUUUCUUGGGUCUGGUUUUAUGAAACUAGGGAAAGAAAAUCAUCCUACCAAUGAAAACAAAUUCAGCUGAAAGUCAUAUUAACCUCAAGAAUCAGCACAGUAAUUAUUAUUACUUAAUUCUUUUAGCAAAUAAACAUAC
Molecule: messenger RNA, 1659 nt
Organism: Eptesicus fuscus (big brown bat)
Lineage: Eukaryota; Metazoa; Chordata; Mammalia; Chiroptera; Vespertilionidae
Gene: ENOSF1
Product: enolase superfamily member 1
Exons: 16
Coding region: 1-1473 (490 amino acids)
Biological process (GO): carbohydrate catabolic process; amino acid catabolic process
Molecular function (GO): L-fuconate dehydratase activity; magnesium ion binding
Source: RefSeq, a predicted model, not a curated record